This is a messenger RNA of Owenia fusiformis, 498 nucleotides long. Lineage: Eukaryota; Metazoa; Annelida; Polychaeta; Sabellida; Oweniidae. The record is from the annotation of a GenBank genome assembly.
GCAGUAUAUGCUGAUAGCUGGUGGUUGCUUACUUGCCAUCAUGUACUUGAAAUCAUAUAAACUAAAGCUAUAUGUACUUGACAUCAUUGGAACAAUUAGACAUCGGGAUUUUUUUAUAACAUUGAGUGAUAUAUGGUCAAUACGGUCUAAAUACAUACAUGUAUUAUGUUUCUAGAAUCAAAAUGUGUUCUGCAUAUAAUAUAUGCUAUCAUAUCUCUCUGUUCUAUAGAGAUAGAGACAGCUUACAGAGCCAAACUAGGUAAUAUAAUCAUGUUAUUAUUGCUCUAUAAGACAAUGGUUGUAAUUGGUUUGUGCAACCAAUUAAUGAUCAAGCCUCAGUUGAAUAAGCUGAUAGCAUUAUAUGCAUGCCCCUUGCUUGGAAACCAUUUCUGGUUGGUCACGGAGAUCUCAAUCAAAACAUGUCAGAAGAUGAAUUUUAACAAUGCAAAAAGUGAGUUUCUAUCACUUCUAUCAGGCCAAGCUAUGAAUACUUCCAGA